GUUCUUGGCUCGUCUCGUCCAAUUCUUCGUUCAAGGCAAGAAGGAGCUGGACCCCUUCUGAUCGGCGAGCCAUUUCCAAAGGAGCUAGCCAGUUUCAACAGACUUCACCAACAUGCCGUCCCAAAUGGAACACGCCAUGGAAACCAUGAUGUUUACGUUUCACAAAUUUGCCGGGGACAAAGGCUACUUAACAAAGGAGGACCUGCGAGUGCUCAUGGAGAAGGAGUUCCCUGGGUUUUUGGAAAAUCAAAAAGACCCUCUGGCUGUGGACAAAAUCAUGAAGGACCUGGACCAGUGCCGAGAUGGCAAAGUGGGCUUCCAGAGCUUCUUCUCACUGAUUGCAGGCCUCACCAUCGCAUGCAAUGAUUACUUUGUAGUAAACAUGAAGCAGAAGGGAAAGAAGUAGGCAGGCUCGAGCAUUUACUCCCGUCCUGGUGAGGGUCCUCCUCCCAAAGGGCCACUUAGGGAACCUGCCCCUCGGUUUCCCCGCGUAUGAAGAUGUCACGAGCUGACCGGGCCCCUUAGAAAAUGUACAGACAACAUCCAGCUCUCAUUGGACAAGCAGAGAAAGUUAGUUAAAUGCCAGAUAAGCUUUGGAUUUUUAUAUUGUUUGCAUCCUCCUGCCCUCAAUAAAGUCUUUUUUUUUUAGUUCUGGA
Molecule: messenger RNA, 656 nt
Organism: Fukomys damarensis (Damara mole-rat)
Lineage: Eukaryota; Metazoa; Chordata; Mammalia; Rodentia; Bathyergidae
Gene: S100a10
Product: S100 calcium binding protein A10
Exons: 3
Coding region: 113-406 (97 amino acids)
Cellular component (GO): cytoplasm
Molecular function (GO): transmembrane transporter binding
Source: RefSeq, a predicted model, not a curated record